This is a messenger RNA of Austrofundulus limnaeus, 810 nucleotides long. RefSeq names its product ribosomal protein S5 (gene rps5). Gene Ontology annotation, molecular function: RNA binding; structural constituent of ribosome. The transcript has 6 exons. NCBI's taxonomy places the organism in Eukaryota, Metazoa, Chordata, Actinopteri, Cyprinodontiformes, Rivulidae. Gene Ontology annotation, biological process: translation. The record is from RefSeq and is a predicted model, not a curated record. Gene Ontology annotation, cellular component: small ribosomal subunit. The coding region runs from base 153 to 764 and encodes 203 amino acids.
UGUUCAUAAACAAGAGGAUUAAAAAAAACAUUAUUUCCCAAAAUGCUUUGCGGCCCCGGAAGUAUCCWGCCAGCUCACCGGAUAUCUGCACGCGGCGCCCUGAGCAGGCCCUUUUCCGUCUCAGAGAAGUGUGGUACACAACGGCAGGCACAAUGACUGAGUGGGAGACUGCCCCAGCUGUGGCUGAGACCCCUGAGAUCAAGCUUUUUGGAAAGUGGAGCACUGACGACGUUCAGAUCAAUGACAUCUCCCUGCAGGAUUACAUUGCUGUGAAAGAGAAGUACGCCAAGUACCUCCCGCACUCUGGAGGACGUUAUGCCGCCAAGCGUUUCAGGAAGGCCCAGUGCCCCAUCGUGGAACGUCUCACCAACUCCAUGAUGAUGCACGGCCGCAACAACGGCAAGAAGCUGAUGACCGUGCGCAUCGUCAAGCACGCCUUCGAGAUCAUCCACCUGCUGACUGGAGAGAAUCCUCUUCAGGUUUUGGUCAACGCCAUCAUCAACAGUGGACCCCGUGAAGACUCCACCCGUAUUGGUCGCGCUGGUACCGUCAGGAGGCAGGCGGUGGACGUGUCGCCUCUCCGCAGGGUCAACCAGGCCAUCUGGCUGUUGUGCACAGGAGCAAGAGAAGCUGCUUUCAGGAACAUCAAGACCAUCGCCGAGUGUCUGGCUGAUGAGCUGAUCAACGCAGCCAAGGGUUCAUCUAACUCUUACGCCAUCAAGAAGAAGGACGAGUUGGAGAGAGUGGCCAAGUCCAACCGUUAAAACAUGUUUGCUUUCUAACAAAACAAAUAAAUUUGAAGAAAUUUCA